AUGUUUGACGUCUCGUCCCAAAUCCCAUUCCUCGUAGACUCUCAUAUAACCAUGUCGUUCGCUGCAAAAAGGGAGGUGAGUAAGAUUGGCAGAAGGGAAGUAUUGGCUUACAGGAUUCCAGAUUCCGGAGCAUCCUACAUGUUUUCCUUGGCACGCAGGAACCGAUGCUCUGAUGUAUACCAGUGCCUGCAGUGUAAGGCGAUGAACUCAUGGAGAACAAUCAAGGCUCGUGGCGACUACUUUCUUAGCGACCCAUCCGCAAUAGGACAUCAGCGGGAGACAAGGCCAGGAGAAUUGCAUACGAGAAAGUACAAGCAGUCCGAUCAGAUCUAUGUUGGUCGAACUCCACGGCAAGUUUAUGAGAUGCUGGAAAAAGCAAAUGAGGAAUACGAUGGUAAGCUUAAAAAUUACUUUGUCGCGAAUACUGCAGUAGAACAGUUUUACGUUGCAGAUGAGGUCAUGAAAGCACUGUAUGGUUGGGGUUUCGGUAUGAAAAGGCGGGCUAUCUCUCGGGCGAUCAACUCAUGGAAGGACAGGGAAGUGACCCUACAGAAUAUACCAGAAAAUCUGGCGAGGCUCAGCGAUGGUAGGCUUUUCGUGCAAAAGCAAGAUGCAGAAUUGCACAUUUACUACUCAGGGGAAACGAUCGAGAUAAAUUGUACAUAUUCUAACAAAAGUGUCUUAGGUUGUCAGAAAACGAUUGCAUGUAAGAGUGGCCUCUACGCUAUAGUGGCCGAUGGAGUUCACACUAAGCAACACAAGGAACUUGCUCAACUCUACUGUGUGCAUGGAAUUUGCGAUGGAGGAAUAGAAAUCCCACUUCUGUAUUCGAUGACCGCGCGCAAAACAGAGGACACUUAUUUGAAGAUUUUUGGGCAUCUGAAGAAUUUAUUCAAAAUUCAUCGGCCGCGGUCCAUUCAACCCUUAGGAUUGUACUCGAUUAUGAAAAAGCUUUCCAUUGCUGCUGUCCGGCGCCUUUUUCCUUAUUCUGAAAUUGAAGGCUGUGCCUUCCAUUUGGCACAGGCCUGGAACAGGCGAAAAGACACGUGCAAGCUUAGAAAGUUUGUCCAAGGACGCUGCAGAACAGCAGUCUUUUCUAAUUGGUGGGACACAAUUAAAGGUGUAAUUUUUCUUCCGAAACGCCUUUACCCACAGGUAAGAUGUGAUACUAGUGCAUUACAGGAAAUGCAGGCAAGCUUUGUAGGUACCAGCAUUAUGGAGGCCGCCUGUCCCACAAAACCAUGUGGCCUACGAGAAGUGCAAAGAAUUUUUGGCGUAUUUUCACGCAAACUGGUUGAAUGGCCCUUACAAGGACCUUUGGAACAAAUGGAAAAAGGUAGAUCUAUAAACAACAAACGUAACCGAAUGUUUUUCACGCAAAAAGGUUGA
Cooperia oncophora is the source of this 1389-nucleotide messenger RNA. NCBI's taxonomy places the organism in Eukaryota, Metazoa, Nematoda, Chromadorea, Rhabditida, Trichostrongylidae. The record is from the annotation of a GenBank genome assembly.